Molecule: messenger RNA, 4882 nt
Organism: Python bivittatus (Burmese python)
Lineage: Eukaryota; Metazoa; Chordata; Lepidosauria; Squamata; Pythonidae
Gene: IL16
Product: interleukin 16
Biological process (GO): induction of positive chemotaxis; leukocyte chemotaxis
Molecular function (GO): CD4 receptor binding; cytokine activity
Source: RefSeq, a predicted model, not a curated record
UGACCAAUUGACCAGUUCCUAGGUCUCCAAAAAUGGAACGGCAUAAUAGUGCCAAGGGUCGGAAAUCCAAAACGCUGCGCUCCAUUUCCCGGUCACUCAUCCUGUGCAACGGCAAGACCAGCGAUGAUGGCUCAAGCCCUGAUGACAAAUACUCAAACCCCUUUGAGAGCCAAGCCAGCUGGAGUCAGAAAGAACCAUGCCCUCAACUUCAGUUUGCGUGCCCCUCACCCAGCAAGGGUGCCACUUCCAGUCCUCUUACGAUUGCCAGCGUGGUGCAGCUGAGGACCACGGCCAGCGACAGCUGUAAGAAUAUGAAAAGGAAGUUCUUCAUCAAGGACAGCUGCAUUUGGAAGCUCUGCAUUGCUACUGGGAAUGAGGGGCUGGGAAUUCAAGUCUGCAGGACUUCCAAUGGCUCUGCUUUUGGUAAAGAAUUUAUGGUCAGCCACGUGAUUGACGGGGGAGCUGCUCAGAGGGAUGGUCGCUUAAGCCCUGGUGAUGAGCUCUUAACAGUCAAUGGGCAAUCUCUUAAAGAGCUCUCCAGCAAAGAGGCUGAAUCACUCAUCCAGUCAGCCAGAGGCUUGGUCAAUUUAGUGAUUGCUAAUAAGGAAUCCUCCAGUUGUCCUCAUAAGGAGCAGCCUACUAACCAUGACCUGCCAAAUGGGUCCGUUCUGCAGACAAAAGCCAAAUGUCAGAGGACUCGCAGUAAUUCAGCCAGUGCUAGUCCAUACUGGAUAGGAGAUAUUGAUAGUUAUAUGGUAAAGAAAUCAGCCUCUCGGUACAGACAGUCCCUUUAUAGCAACAGAAAGUCAUUCUCUCAACAGCUGGAGAAUGCAGCAGGAAAAGCAGCUGUAAAGCCCCUUUCCAGAUCAUCUCGCUCACUAAGUACCGCGCAGCUGAUGCCCACGUCUUCAGGUUUACAGGCCUCUAUGAUCUCCAAUAUUGUUUUAAUGAAGGGUCAAGGGAAGGGACUGGGCUUCAGCAUUGUGGGUGGUCAAGACAGCAUUUAUGGUCCCAUUGGCAUCUAUGUGAAGACAAUUUUUCCUGGGGGAGCGGCUGCUGCAGAUGGAAGGUUACAAGAAGGAGAUGAAAUCCUAGAACUGAAUGGAGAAUCGAUGCAUGGACUCACACACCAUGAAGCCUUGCAGAAAUUUAAGGCCAAAAAAGGUCUCCUUACACUCACAGUUCGAACGAGUUUCAGCACCCCAUCUUCUGCCACUAGCUAUUUAUCGUCCCACCUUUGUCGUUCACUAAGUACCAACAUGUGCAUCACCAAGGAGCACAGUUCCUUUGGGUCAGAAAGUACAGCCUUUCCUCUGAAUACCAUGAACCCCAAUGACAGGAUCAUGAUGGAAGUUUCCUUAAAUAAAGAGGCUGGUGUGGGCUUAGGCAUUGGCUUGUGCAACAUCCCUUAUUCCCGGUGCAUUUCAGGAAUAUUCAUCCACACUCUUUCUCCUGGCUCAGUUGCUCAUCUGGAUGGGAGGCUCAGAGGUGGAGAUGAAAUAGUAGAAAUCAAUGAGGCAUCAGUUCAAACAAUGACCCUUAGUGAAGUUCAUGCUGUUUUAAGCCACUGCAAUCCUGGCAUUGUGCAAAUUAUCAUUAGCAGGCAUCCUGAUCCACAGGUUUCUGAACAGCAACUAAAGGAUGCUGUUUCCAAUGCCAUGGAAAACAACAAGUUUGAAAGAGAGAAGUUCCACUGGAAUGCAGAAGGUGGCAGUUGGCUUAAGAAAGCUCCCUGUGAAAAAUACUCGGAGAAGAAUGAUGCUCACCUUAGCCAUCAUUCUCAAAAGCCAAUGAUCCGUUCCAGCAGUGAUAGCAGUUACAACCCCAGGUCAUCUUGUGGAAAUAGCCUGCUUUAUCAGUUGACUGAUUGCCAAGGCAAAGAACACCAUCUUGAUGUAGCAAUUACCCAACCACGAGGCUCCCUGCAUUCAUUUCCCAAAACAAGUUUAGGAAAUGAGUCCUCCCCAUCAGUAUCUCAAGAAGUCAGUCCCCUUUCACCAAAUACUAUAAAAAAGUGCACAGAGAUCCUGGUUAGAAAACCCAGGUCAUUCAAACCCAAACCUCCACCAAGGAAGUAUUUCAAACAGGAUUGUCCUGACAAUGAGCAAAUAAUCAGAGAGAUGAAAGAGAGACCUGCCCUGCGUGAGGGCGAAAUCCCACCAUCUUCAAACACUCAGGAAGUUGGGGACCUGCUGCGGCUGAGAAAUAAGACGGUUGUAACUCACGGUACAUUGGCAAGUUCUUCAGCUCCACGAGCUGCAGAACAGCUGAAGGUGUCCUUAGGAGCUGCAGAUCACGAAAAGAAAAACAACAAAGGGAAGACAGUCUCAUCAGCUACAAGGCCUGCGCUCAGAAGACAAGCGAGGGUGGAUUAUAGCCUUGAGACAACAACUGAAGAUCCUUGGGUGAGAAUUUCUGACUGCAUCAAAAGCUUAUUUAACCCCAGCAUGGCUGAAGAAAGCUGCACCUUAAACGUGCAUCAUGGCAUCAAAAACAAAAAUGGCGAUCCAGCCUUGCAUAGCUCAGGAACAGUCCUGCAGCCCUCAGACACAGAGGACAGUGAUCCCAAAGUUUCUUCUUUGUCAGAGGAAGGUGACUUUGUGAAGAAAGGUCCACCGGUAGCACCAAAACCAGCUUGGUUUCGUCAGAGCCUCAAGGGAUUAAAGAAAGGAAAUUCAGACAGGACAUCUCUCAGAAACAGCAGCACUGACCAUCAGAGCAUGUCUGACAAUGAAGUGGGCUCCAUUUGCAAGGUCAUCCGGACAUCUCCUAGAGGAUCAUCAAUAAAGCAAAGAAUAAGCUCCUUUGAAAAUUUGGGCACUCCUCAGUCUCCUGAGAAGGGAACUAGAAAGCUGAGUCCAAAGCUGUCAGUUCAAAAAAACCAAGCUUCUAGUAGGCAGGAUUCCAAAUCUGCUACAUUUGAUCCUAACCAAGCAUCCACCAGUAACAUUGACAAUCAAGGUUCUGAAAGCACUCACCUUCCAUCAUCUCUAGAACAAAGUCAAGUCAAGUCGUCGUCUUCCUCUGCAGAUCAAUGUGCUCCGAUUCCAAAGAUGAGCAACAGCACCCCCACUGACUCAUCUUUGAAUUUUCCAGACUCACAAAAUACAGAGUCCAACCCACAAGUCACAAAAGCACAGAGUCAACGAGCACGGAGCUUUCCACUCACUUCAUCUCAGACAUGUGAGAUGCUGAAAACCAGCGCUGAGGGAGAAAAAUAUAGCAAAAUCUAUUCCAUUAGCAACCACUUCUUGUCAGCUUUGAUGAAAUCCUUAGAUGCCUUUCCUCAGUCUCCUCUGUGUUCCAGGAAGAGCCCUGGAAACUCACAGGAUGGGAUUUCUGAAUCCUGCACAGAAGAAAACAGGAUUGCUCUCUCACAAGCAAGAGAAGUUCAGUCUAUGGACACUGGCUUUUCUCUUAACCUUUCUGAGUUGAGAGACUACGGAGCAAAUCACCCAGACAAAGAGAAAAAGGAACAUAAGAAGAAAGGCUGCUCCUCUCCAACCCUGGGUACCUCUGGGCAAGCUGUCAUAUCUCUUCUCACUCCUGAAGAACUGGAGAAGCUUCUGGAGGAGGUGAAAUCUUUGGAUGAAGCAACACUAAAGCAACUCAGUGACAUUCAUGUGACGAUUCUCCAUAAAGAAGAAGGGACCGGCCUUGGGUUCAGUUUGGCUGGUGGGAUAGACCUUGAAAACAAAGCUGUUGUUGUUCACAGAGUCUUCCCCAAUGGCCUGGCAUCUCAGGAAGGAACUAUACAGAAAGGCGAUGAAGUCUUAUCGAUCAAUGGAAAGUCUCUCAAGGGUGCCACUCACAGUGAAGCACUGGAGAUCUUGCGAAAAGCACGUCAUCUCAGCCUGGCAGUGAUUGUCACACGAAAACCUAAAGACGGAGAAUGGAGCACCCAUGGCUCGCUUGAGUCGUCGGCAUCAACAGGAAGCGAAACUUCAACAGAUUCCACACCAGAAGAGCUGGUCUUCACUGUCACACUGGAGAAGACAUCUGCGGGUUUAGGUUUCAGUCUGGAAGGAGGAAAAGGCUCCAUUCAUGGAGAUAAGCCAAUCACCAUCAGUCGGCUUUUUAAAGGCAUGGCAUCGGGACAUAACCCCCCUGUUCAGCCUGGAGAUGAGUUGCUCCAAGUGCACACACAUCUGAUGCAAGGACUCACCCGCUUUGAAGCUUGGAAUAUCAUACGGACCCUGCCAGAUGGGUUUAUUACUGCCAUCGUCAGGAGGAAAAAUUCAGUUACUGGAACAGCUUCCUCUCUCCAUGGAGAGGAAUAGAGGUGAUGAGGAUCAUAAUGCUCGAAGAGAUACGGAACUCCUGUGCCCCAAACUAGGGACCAAUGCCUUUCCUUUAUCACCUAUUGCUGCAGCUGAUUCAACUGCCCACAUUCUUUACAAGCAAAGGGAAUGUCGAGAAAGGCUGAGAAAAGAAGCCUAUGUAAACAGCUUGCUUGUUUGUGUUCCCAGUAUUAGUAAAGAUACCAUGAUGAGCUUUGCCCCAGUUAAUAAAGAUCUCGCCAAAACCAGAAGGGCAAAGCCCUGAAAGAAACUCUGAUGGCAGAGCAGAUAGUGGGAUUAAUUAACUGGGCCCUGAUUGCUUAACAAGCAUUGAAGCAAUUACAGGAGCUCAGCAUGUGGAAAUCCAUUUUAGGACACGUGGCUUCCAUUGAUGGAACCUGGAGAGUGUAUCUUGGACAUGAGGCCUUAGUGAACUCUCCUUGGAUUACAGCAUGUGGGAAAAGUGCAUGCACAUUUCCAUCUCUGGGAAAGCACAGCUCUAUCACUUUGGACUGGCUAUGGAUUGUCCAUUGCUUGAUCAGGAAGGCCUGAUUUAACCACAUUUUUACCCGUUCCUCCAAUAAAGUAUUGUUCUUUUAAUC